Ixodes scapularis (black-legged tick) is the source of this 734-nucleotide messenger RNA. RefSeq names its product E3 ubiquitin-protein ligase CCNB1IP1-like. The transcript is spliced from 9 exons. Gene Ontology annotation, biological process: reciprocal meiotic recombination. The record is from RefSeq and is a predicted model, not a curated record. Gene Ontology annotation, molecular function: ubiquitin protein ligase activity. Bases 1 to 660 code for a protein of 219 amino acids. NCBI's taxonomy places the organism in Eukaryota, Metazoa, Arthropoda, Arachnida, Ixodida, Ixodidae. Gene Ontology annotation, cellular component: synaptonemal complex.
AUGGACGCCCAGCUGGUCUGCAACUUGGUCAAGUGCCGCAAGAAGCUCACCGCAAUCGCCUGGGUCACCUCGUGCUCUCACGUGUUCUGCGAAGAGGACGUCUCCGGAGAGUUGGCCAGCCGCUGCGUUUGCCCCGCCUGUGACACUCCCCUGCCGGGCAAGUUCGACCUAGUCCGCGUUGACCUCGAACCCACGGAGCAAUACAGAUCGAUGGUGCUGGCGGGACAGAGGCCGGAAACCAUCGUGGACGUGUGUUCGCGGGCCCUGGGUUUCUGGUCUUACCAGGUGGCGCAGCAGUUGGGGCAGCAGGAGGCGUCCCUGGAGCGGAGUCGCCGCAAGAUUGCCCAGCUGGAGGCCGCCCUGACCAGACAGGCCCACGACUGCAACUCGCUGCGGCAGCAGCUCGAAGGGGUCCUCCGGGAGCGCUGGGAGCUGUUCAGGCGCGUCGCCGACCUGGGCGAGCAGCUGAUGGACCGCCAGAGGCUCCAGGCGCAGCGGGCCGUGGACCCCGGGCUGCAACCGGCCGUACCGAGGCCGGAGCUGUACCGGCAGCACCUCGACACGCGUGUGCCCGGAGAGCUGGACCUACUCUUCGGUCAGACUCAAGGCGGCGUUUUUUCACGCCCGGCUCAAACGGACCCACGGACCAGCCACAUGUGACCAAGACCGGGGCCAGUUUGCUAGAAUCGGCGUCUCAGCUCAGAGUGUGUGAAAGAAAGCACUGCCAAAGCUAG